Messenger RNA from Paramecium tetraurelia, 528 nucleotides. RefSeq lists its product as uncharacterized. The record is from RefSeq and is a predicted model, not a curated record. The transcript has 2 exons. Lineage: Eukaryota; Ciliophora; Oligohymenophorea; Peniculida; Parameciidae.
AUGAAUUUAAGAUAAUUAUAUCAUAGAGGAGAUCCUCAAAUACCUGCUCUAUAUUUAAUUGAAUAUUCAAGUGAGUUAGCUUUUUUCAACAAGUUUGAAACCAUGAAGUUAUAUUUUCUUCCCGCUAGGUUUUUGUACUGGAUUAUUCACAAAAAUUUAUCACUUUACUUUUUUCAUUUCUUCGUAUAUAGAGAAUAAUCUCCACCAAUACUCAAAUCCAUAAAAAGCAUAUUUAAAAAGGAUAGUAAGUCCUAUUAAAGGGUUCUUCUAAUGAUUAUAAAAUUGAUUAAUUCACCAUAAAAAUCAAAUAAGAUAAUUAAGGGUUAAGUAGAUCACAUUUAUUUAUUAUUAAAACUAGUCAUUUUUUCUCUUAACAGACGCUUCAUAUUGAUUAUGCUCGAGGCAAGAAAGUAAAGUUAAAAAACUACAGCUGUAUUCUUAUUAUUACAUUUACUUCACCUAAACCAAAUCUUUUUUAUUUAAUUUUCUUAUAAUAUCUUAAUAGAUAUUCAAAUCAGCUUGUAUUGA